CAGCCACGGCCGCGCCCCGGGCACGCUCGGCGGCGCCCAACGAUGACCGCUCCCUGGCGGCGCCUCCGGAGUCUGGUUUGGGAAUACUGGGCCGGGCUCCUCGUGUGCGCCUUCUGGAUCCCGGACUCGCGCGGGAUGCCCCACGUCAUCCGGAUCGGAGGAAUCUUUGAGUAUGCAGAUGGCCCCAAUGCCCAGGUCAUGAAUGCUGAGGAGCAUGCCUUUCGAUUUUCUGCCAACAUCAUCAACAGGAACAGGACUCUGCUGCCCAACACAACCUUGACCUAUGAUAUCCAGAGGAUUCACUUUCACGACAGCUUUGAGGCCACCAAAAAGGCCUGUGACCAGCUGGCGCUGGGCGUGGUGGCCAUCUUCGGGCCGUCACAGGGCUCCUGCACCAAUGCGGUCCAGUCCAUCUGCAAUGCCCUGGAGGUGCCCCACAUUCAGCUGCGCUGGAAACACCACCCCCUGGACAACAAGGACACCUUCUACGUGAACCUCUACCCUGACUACGCCUCUCUCAGCCACGCCAUUCUCGACCUGGUCCAGUACCUCAAGUGGCGAUCGGCCACCGUGGUCUAUGAUGACAGCACAGGGCUUAUCCGGCUGCAGGAGCUCAUCAUGGCCCCAUCGAGGUACAACAUUCGCCUGAAGAUCCGCCAGCUCCCCCUCGACUCUGAUGACUCACGCCCCCUACUCAAGGAGAUGAAGCGGGGCCGCGAAUUCCGCAUUAUCUUCGACUGCAGCCACACCAUGGCUGCCCAGAUCCUCAAGCAGGCCAUGGCCAUGGGCAUGAUGACGGAGUACUACCACUUCAUCUUCACCACUCUGGAUCUCUAUGCAUUAGACCUGGAGCCCUACCGCUACUCAGGGGUGAACCUGACGGGGUUCCGGAUCCUCAACGUGGACAACCCCCAUGUGUCGGCCAUCGUGGAGAAGUGGUCCAUGGAGCGGCUGCAGGCGGCUCCCCGGGCAGAGUCCGGCCUGUUGGACGGAGUGAUGAUGACUGACGCGGCCUUACUGUACGACGCUGUCCACAUCGUGUCCGUGUGCUACCAGCGGGCACCCCAGAUGACUGUGAACUCCCUGCAGUGCCAUCGGCACAAGGCCUGGCGCUUUGGCGGCCGGUUCAUGAACUUCAUCAAGGAGGCUCAAUGGGAAGGAUUAACUGGACGGAUUGUCUUCAACAAAACCAGUGGCUUACGGACGGAUUUUGAUCUGGACAUCAUCAGCCUGAAGGAGGAUGGCCUGGAGAAGGUCGGGGUGUGGAGUCCCUCGGAGGGGCUCAACAUCACAGAGGUCGCCAAAGGCCGAGGCCCUAAUGUCACGGACUCCCUGACGAACAGGUCACUCAUCGUCACCACCGUGCUGGAGGAGCCCUUUGUCAUGUUCCGGAAGUCCGACCGGACCUUAUUUGGGAAUGACCGCUUUGAGGGCUACUGCAUCGACCUGCUGAAGGAGCUGGCCCACAUCCUCGGCUUCUCCUAUGAGAUCCGGCUGGUGGAGGACGGCAAGUACGGGGCACAGGAUGACAAGGGCCAAUGGAACGGCAUGAUCAAGGAGCUCAUCGACCAUAAGGCAGAUCUGGCCGUGGCCCCCCUGACCAUCACCCAUGUCCGCGAGAAGGCCAUCGACUUCUCCAAGCCCUUCAUGACGCUCGGUGUCAGCAUCCUGUAUCGAAAGCCCAAUGGCACCAACCCUAGUGUCUUCUCCUUCCUCAACCCACUCUCCCCAGACAUUUGGAUGUACGUGCUCCUUGCCUACCUGGGUGUCAGCUGUGUCCUCUUUGUCAUUGCCAGGUUCAGCCCUUAUGAGUGGUACGAUGCUCAUCCCUGCAACCCUGGCUCCGAGGUGGUAGAAAACAACUUCACUCUCCUCAACAGCUUCUGGUUCGGCAUGGGGUCCUUGAUGCAGCAAGGGUCAGAGCUGAUGCCCAAAGCCCUGUCCACGCGCAUCAUUGGUGGCAUCUGGUGGUUCUUCACGCUCAUCAUCAUCUCCUCCUAUACGGCCAACCUGGCUGCCUUUCUGACCGUGGAGCGCAUGGAAUCGCCCAUCGACUCUGCCGAUGACCUGGCCAAGCAAACCAAAAUCGAGUAUGGUGCUGUCAAAGACGGGGCCACCAUGACCUUUUUCAAGAAAUCCAAGAUAUCCACCUUUGAGAAGAUGUGGGCCUUCAUGAGCAGCAAGCCCUCGGCGUUGGUGAAGAACAAUGAGGAGGGCAUCCAGAGGACCCUGACGGCUGACUACGCUCUGCUCAUGGAGUCCACGACCAUCGAGUAUGUCACCCAGAGGAACUGCAACCUCACCCAGAUCGGGGGCCUCAUCGACUCCAAGGGCUAUGGCAUCGGCACACCCAUGGGCUCCCCGUACCGGGACAAGAUCACCAUCGCCAUCCUGCAGCUGCAGGAGGAGGACAAGCUCCACAUCAUGAAGGAGAAGUGGUGGCGAGGCAGCGGGUGUCCCGAGGAGGAAAACAAAGAGGCCAGCGCCCUGGGCGUCCAGAAGAUCGGGGGCAUCUUCAUCGUCCUGGCCGCCGGGCUGGUCCUGUCCGUGCUGGUGGCCGUGGGCGAGUUCGUGUACAAGCUCCGCAAAACAGCGGAGCGAGAGCAGCGUUCCUUCUGCAGCACCGUAGCCGAUGAGAUCCGUUUCUCCCUUACCUGCCAGCGUCGGGUCAAGCACAAACCACAGCCGCCCAUGAUGGUCAAGACUGACGCCGUCAUUAACAUGCACACGUUCAACGAUCGCCGGCUUCCGGGCAAGGACAGCAUGGCCUGCAGCACAUCACUGGGCCCUGUGUUCCCCUAAGCACAGGCGGGGUGGGACCGAAGGCCUGGGGCAGGGCAGAGGAAAGCAAAGGAGACUGGAAGGCACCUCACCUGUGCCCACACUGGGCCUGGGGGCCAGAGCAGUUUGUCUGCCUGCUGGGCCACGAGCCCUCUGCCCUCACCUGUCAGGAAACCUGCAGGCCCCCGCUUGCCUCUUGUUUCUUCUGUGGGUUUCUAAAGCCGCCAGCCGAGACAGCCAAGGCCAAAGGAAGCACAUGCCUCUCAGGCCAAACUCCACCUGCCCCUCAAUUCUCCUCGACAGUCAGAAGUUUCUAUCACGGCCCUGCAGAGGCGAAAGAAAAUGAGAAACAGCUCUUAUAUUGCCACUCUUUCCCCAUGAGUGCAGGCCUCCUGGGCCUUGACUGUGAGGCCAGAGACAAACCCUGGGUACUUUAAGGAUUGUAGUGUGGCUGCCACUGGGACCUGAAGGUGGGGAGUGGCCACCCCACAUAUCUUGGGCAGAAGGAAGACCUCCAUCCCUCAGAGUCUGCUCACAUAGUCUUGGUCUUUGUGGACUUGGCAUCAUCUGUGGCAGCCCUUGUCUUUGCAAAGUUGAAAGCAGAGAGCCCCAUAGAGAAAAAGGGAAGUUUGGAGUAUGGGAGAGAGGAGAAUGCACAGAGGCUGCCAUUUUGAAUUCUUAUUGACAAUGUCUAGUGGGUCCCUUUCCUCAAGGAGGUGUCCAGGAGUAUACAGUAGGGGGAGUGGUCAGAGCCAAUUUUCUACUUUCUGGCCAGAGGAUAGAGGGCCCCCCUGAAUCUCUCACAAAAGAUAAAGAGAAUCAUUCAAUAUUUGAAGCCAGAAGAACAAUGGAUUCCAUGGAAAUCCCAUAGGCCCUUGAGCCAUUGGGUCUCAUUUGGCUGGUUCCUGGGCUGUUUUUUAAACCCUCGUGGUAUUUGAGAGCUUGGGCUCUUUGCCAUCUACUCAUCAGCAACUCCCCAUUCCUGGCCAGUUGACCUUGCCCUCUUUCUGUCCUCUUGGAAGGAGAAGAGAAGCCUGAGUUGAAGUGAAAGUCCUCACCCCUCCUCAAAAGAAGGAUCACAGCCUGCUGCACAGGCUAACUUUGGGGUAGAUGGGGGAAAGCCAGAAGGUCCCUAAAGAACUCUUGGUGUCCUGGAUUUGCCAAACCUAAAGAUGCUCCCUAGAAGAAGAAAGUUUUUAGGGACAGGAUAUGAGAGCUGGUAGAGGCCCCAAGGAUGCUGAAAGAAGAGCUGCCUCCCAGAGAAUUAACCAAAGACCCCACACAGAGACACAGGCCAUCUUGUCCCCAGUCUCUUGUCCAGAGCAGUUUGGACUUAGUGGGGUUAGGGGGUACAGCAAAGACAUCGUAGCAGAUGGGGUAACAGUCAGGGUGGACCAGAUGAUCUAUGGGUUCUGGCCAUGUAGGAUGGAUGCCCUAGAGGUCUGAAGAUUCUAGAAAAAGAAUGAGACAUGAAAAGGUUAGGAGCCAAGUGUCCUUAAAGAGAACAUGAUGGGGCCAGCAGGGCUUCCCAUUGCCAAGGGCAGAGGACAGUCUCUGAGCAGGGGAGGGAGGGCUGGAGGUUCCAGACAGAGACCCAGAAGACACGAGCUACCGCCCUUCCACCUGUGUCUUAUUCUGCUUGGGGAGUCUGGUUAGGGAAGAGCUCCAUUCAGAUCUCAAGGGCCUUCUCAGCUGGGGGUAAGGGUAACCUCCAGCCCCCCCCAAAGCAGGAGUGUACAGUUGACUCAUGUGAUACAUCCCAUUCCUCCUCCCCCCUGUGAGCUGCAGGACCAAACCAGCCAGUUCCCACAAUCCCAGCAGCUCCAACAGGCUGUGCACUUGGGAGGUGGGAGAAGAGAGCUGGACAUGAGGCAUUGCCAACAUGUAAUGACAGGAAAAGCCAUGCUGUCGUGAGCUGUCGUGAGCUUCCGCACUUAGGAGUGCGUGCGUGCAUAUGUGUGUGUGUGUGUGGGUGUGUGGGUGUGUGUGUGUGGAUGGGUGUAUGAGCUUUAGGGGCCGGGGCCUAAGGAUAGAUUUGAACAUCUGACAGAGUCCAGGGCAUAAUAUAAUAAGAAUCCUUGGGUUCUGAUGUGCAUGCGCGCACACAUGUGUGUGCGUUUGGGAUGAGGGAGACAGAUCCAGACAAGCAGCAGAGCCCCAUACAUGUAAAAACAGAAGAAGCCAUGUUUCACUGGGGCUCUGGUGAGUAUACAUACGUGUACACGCAUGCACAAGUGGGUAUGCUUUGUGUGUGUGUGUGUGUGCGUGCACGUGCGUGCACAUUUAUGCACCAAUGGCAGAGGUUGGAGGACAGGAUAAAACCCUAAGCAUUGCCAAGUGUUGAAAAGGAGAAGCCAUGUAAUCAAGGGGUCCACGUGUGAGCACAUGUGUGUGUGUGUGGGCUCGUGUGUGCAGCAGAGAGCAGGAGGGAGGACAGGAGUGGACAGACGGACAGCCCAGGUCAGGGCAUGUAUGCAAGAAGCCAUGCGGAACUGGCGUUUCUUAGUGUUGGGGGGAAUGUUCUCGCACACGUGUGUUUGUGCUCACACAUGUGCUCCCAGCUCGCAGCAGAAGCAGAGAUGGACAAACAGGAAUGCACGGAAUCAGGGUCUACUUGCACUGCUGUUGUGGGGGAGAGAUCAUUUGUCACGAGGAUUUGUCGGGAUCAUGUGCUUUCGUGUAUGAGGCUCUGUGAACGUGCCGUGUUCUUCUGAGGCUGCGCUCAUACCAGGACUGAUGGGGGGAGAAGGAGAGGGGGCGUGGGCUGGGAAGGUGCUUCAUUGGAGGAAUGAAGAAUCGUGGGUAUUGGAGGAGCAAUUCCAGUAGGGAAGUCCCCCAGAAGGCACUAAAAUGAUUUGGAGUGACAUGCUGCCUGACUCCCCCUCCCACUAACUAAUGUGCAAACUCCAGCUGGUGCCCUUUGUUUGACUUUGAAGCCAGCCCAGGGUCCCAAGUGCAGUGGAAACCGCCCCUGCCCGAGCAUGAGCUGUUGUCUCUCCCAGGGCAGCAAAGGUGCCAGGUGACACUGCUACUUCCGGGGGAGAGGAGGGGGAGAAGGUACUCCCACCGAGGCAGAUCAAGAGGAAGUAAAGACAGAGCCCGCCGUGCCAGCAGGUGCACACCAGAGCUGCAGGGUGGCACUGCCCACACAUGGUGUGGCACUGUGGUAGGUCCGUGGAAGUGUAAAAGUUGGCUUUUGAUGGAACAGAAGAUGGGACUUGCCUGAGCACCUGCCAGACCAUCCUUGUCUGGCCGCACAUGGCUUCCCUUCACAGAACAUUGACCCCAACCUUCCACCGCGUCUCCUACCCACAAGACCAGUGCCUCCUGUCAGCCUGCUCAGCCUGGCCAAAAUGAGGGGCAGCAGUGAGGAGACCCCCCUCCUCACCAGCCACCCUGGGGAUUUGGGAUGCUGAAUCCUCCUCUUCUCCCUCCCCUUGACCCGUCCCUGGUCUCCGGGACAGAGAAGAAAACCCUGACCGUUUUGUUGCCGCUCAGGUGGGCCCACUCUGCGAGUGUCUCUCCAGAGGACUAAGGCUCUCUUGGCAGAUGAGCUGACUCUGAGUCUCUGAAGGGUUGGAGGGCCUCCCCACCCCCACCUCACAGCCAAGACUGCCUCAACUACAAGAGCACAUCCGCCUCCCUCCCCAAUGCACUUGGCAGACAGACCUGCCGCCCAGAAUGGGGGAGGGGACUGAAGGUUCCACUUGGCGAGAAGUCCCUCCCCUCCUCACAAUGGAGGAGAGCAGAGGACAGACCCGGGGACACGCUCACUAAGAACAGUCAGAGGCUCCCUCCUUGCCUUCUUUUCCAGAGGGUACUGUGUGGAGGUUGGUAAGCCGUCACUUCAGCAUGAAGCUGGUCCCCAUUUCUCAGCUAUAUGCGCAAACAUCUGGAAGGUAGCCAAACUCUGGCCCGUGUCUGGACUGGCCCUGGGUGGGUGGCCAUCUGGAAGGGGCCCAGCGAUCUGGAUGAACAGCUGUAAGGACCUAACACCUGCGAUGUACCGACCCCUUGGACAGAUGCAAGAAGUGAGCCCCAUUCUGUGGACAGGUCCAGAGUAGACACAUCUGGAGCAGUCAGCUCCCAGCCUGAACGGACGCAUCUGGAAUGGGCCCAGCCGCUUGCCACAGCAGGAGGGCCCUGUCCUCUGUCUCCACGCCGGUUUGAGUCACGCUACCAUUUUUCAGUCAUGGAUUUGCCCUGGAGUCAAAGUUUCAGAGCCGAGGCCAUAUGUGAAGUCACAAAACUGUUUUUGGUAGAAGGUUAAUGUUCUGUACAAUAUAUAUAUGAAUGUAAAAAGAUAUAUAUAUAUAUGCUGUAUAUAUAUAUAUAUAUGCGCAGUGUACAUAUGACCCAUAACCCAUGUGUAUACACACCCCUCCCUGCACGUCUGCACACAGAGCGUACAUAGCCCAGCCAGCAUGGGUGGGGACCAGCCGAGGGAUGAGGCGAUAGCAGCAAAGUCUGGAAUGGAUCCGCCUGGGGCAGGGGCUGCAGAGAGCUCCGUGGGGAUGGGGAAGGCCCUGCAUACAUCCGAGCUCCAAACCCUGAAGAGGGGCCCAACCACAGGCGCUGGGGGGUCCUCAUGGGGUGGGGGGCAGGGCAGGAGAGACCGACAGGGCCUGUGUCCUAGGAGCAAUGUCCCACUGGGACUUGACUCCUGGGACCGGUGCUUGUCACAAUGGCCAGGUAGGUGUCAGGCUCCACCUGGAAUACCCUGAAAGGCUGGAACGUUCUAGGUGGCCAAGGUCUCUGCCUCAGAGUCUUACUCCGCACACAGAGAGGAAGAAAAGGAUUUUUCAAGAGAAUGUCCCCAGAGGCACCGUCAGCAGGCCAGUGCGAUGUCCCAGUGCCCUACUUACGGGCCCUGUCCCCAUCCUCUGCCUUCUAGAACAGAAGACCUCAGACCGCCCUGCAGUGGGUCUCUAUGUUACGGACUGAAACUCUGGGGCCUCCUGAUACGGGGAAGCUGCUGUAGUAAUACCAGUAAUGCCAGCAAGCCUGUCCCACUGCAGAUGACCUCCCCAGACUCAUCUGACCCAGAGACCAGCUGGCAGGAAGUAGCCGAGGAGCCAGAAAUGUGAACAGUGCAGGGACACCCAGUGAUAGAUGAGAAGCCAGCAAGGCCCUCGGCCCUAGCAUGGCCCAAGCCAUCCGUCUGCAUCCCCUCCCCUUCUAUAUCUCCCCCAGCAAGGUGGUCCGCUGGGAGCACUCCCGCCCCCCACUGUACUGCAGACCUCUGGCCCUGCCCCACCUGGGCCCUCCUGUUCUAAAGAAUGCCAGUCUUUUCGAUAGUGGUCCUGCCUGUGUCACCGGUCAGAGCGCCUCUGGAGUCUGCAAGGGAGAAGGUCCUUGGAGCAGGCUUCCGUGUGGUCAGCAGCCUGCCUUUUGCUCUGGUCCCGUAUGUCAGGCUGGCGUGCACUUAAUCUGCCUCUGGCUCCCCACCCCACCCCCUGCCAGAGCACAUCCGAACCCAGCCCCAUGAGGAGGGGCCUGUCCUGGCUCCAGGGGCCCUCAUGCCACUGUGCUCCAAACCCCCACCCCAUCUCUGCCUGGGCGAACUUCCUGGCUGGGGCUCCCUUGUCGGGAACUUGGGUUCCCAGCCCCAGGGCGGAGCCCCCAGACAGGGCCGUGUAAGACCCCUGGCCUGCCCCACCACCCAGACCAGAGUGCCUGGAUGCUCUGCUCUCCCACUCACCAUGGUUCCCACACACUGGUCUCUGGGCCAUUCAGGGGAUGCCCUUUGUGGACAUGCAGAAUUUCUAUGAAUAUAGUUUUUUGUAAACAUUUUGUAACGAUUUGGGUUUCAUAGUAACUGUGUUACUUGCCAAUCAUUCUAGGCUGAUGUAAAUAACUUUCCAAACAAAUCUGAUUAUUUUCCUUUUUAAGACACUGUGAUAUAUCAAAGUGCACAGUUUGCUGUAUGAAGUAAUAUGGUUUUAAAUUUUAAAUAAAGAAACGUUUCUAGAAAACA
Suricata suricatta (meerkat) is the source of this 8758-nucleotide messenger RNA. It is a transcript of the gene GRIK3, whose product is annotated as glutamate ionotropic receptor kainate type subunit 3. The transcript is spliced from 16 exons. The record is from RefSeq and is a predicted model, not a curated record. NCBI's taxonomy places the organism in Eukaryota, Metazoa, Chordata, Mammalia, Carnivora, Herpestidae. Bases 43 to 2802 code for a protein of 919 amino acids. Gene Ontology annotation, cellular component: plasma membrane; presynaptic membrane; kainate selective glutamate receptor complex. Gene Ontology annotation, molecular function: kainate selective glutamate receptor activity; transmitter-gated monoatomic ion channel activity involved in regulation of postsynaptic membrane potential. Gene Ontology annotation, biological process: monoatomic ion transport; modulation of chemical synaptic transmission; synaptic transmission, glutamatergic.